Messenger RNA from Scophthalmus maximus (turbot), 2216 nucleotides. It is a transcript of the gene fyrd1, whose product is annotated as transforming growth factor beta regulator 1. Gene Ontology annotation, cellular component: nucleus. Lineage: Eukaryota; Metazoa; Chordata; Actinopteri; Pleuronectiformes; Scophthalmidae. The transcript is spliced from 15 exons. Bases 381 to 2006 code for a protein of 541 amino acids. The record is from RefSeq and is a predicted model, not a curated record. Gene Ontology annotation, biological process: regulation of cell cycle; regulation of DNA-templated transcription.
CUCAGUAAAAAUGUCCGGUAGAAAACACAAUAUUAUGUGUUCUCUCUAAAUCUCCGUUAUCGUUUUUGUCUUUUCUUCAAACCGUCGAUUCACGCGGUUUUUCUAAAACGACAUUACUGAAAAACCUAGUGUGAACAACGCUUCGCAGUAUCACCGUGUUCGCGACCGCUGCUGAAGCGGGUCUGUUGGCUAGCUGUGGCUAGCGUUAGCCUUUAGCCGCUCAAACUCUUUAGCGUGAACACCGCGACUUGGACGACCGAAGCUUCCGGUUGACAACAAAACAAUCCGGAGCACGAGCUGGAAGGAAGGAAGGAAGGAAGGAGGUGGGCUUGUCGGUUUGCUGUGCAGUCAAACUCUGAGGUUCGUCGCCGUCUCCUCCGAUGGAAUCCCUCAACACGUUUGAAUCGGAGAUGGAGGCCGACGGACAGGGGAACUACUCCCUGUUCCCUGCUCUGGACAGCAUCGCGAGUCUGUCGUCGACUGCAGAAACUCUGGAGAGUGAACCAUCCGGUGACAUUGCGGAGAAGCCAAACCUCACGUGGCUGGAUGCCGCACAGAUUGUCUUGGAGGAAGCGGGACGUCCCAUGCACAUAAGGGAGAUCAAACAGAGAAUCAUCGACAGGGGGCUCGUUCAGUCCAAUGCAAAGUCGAGCCUGGAGGCCGUCAUGUACCGUGAGACACAAAAGGGCAGCAGGAGAUUCAAGAGGAUUGAGAACAGAAAUGGAGUCUUUGCGCUGCUGACGGACGAGGAGCGGCAGCAGGCGCUGCAGGCUUUCCUCGGCUCUCCGCAGCAGAAUACCAUGGGCAGCUCGGGCUCAGGCUCCUCGGCGGCCGGCACCUUCCCGUCCCCCACUGGUUCCUCUGAGCCGAGGGCCAAGGUCAAGAGAGGCUCACGAAAAAGCCAGAAUGAGAAGUACCGGCUCAAGUACCUGAGGCUGCGCAAAGCGGCUCGUGCCAUGAUAUUUGAGAAUGCUGCUCUCUGCGAUGAAGUUGCCCACUUGGAAGAGAAGUUUCUGAGAACAAAGGAGGAGCGAAGAUUUUUACUGAAGUCCUUGUUGCAGUACCAGUCCCUGUCAGAGGGGGAGAUACCGUCGACACCCAGCUCAAGCUCCCAUCCACCUGUGCCACCGGUGGCACUAACCUCAGUUGUUGCAGGGGCGUCGGGCCUGUCUGGGGGGCACAACGUGGGGUCAGUGGGGUCAACAGGGGAAGAUAUCCCCCUUAAAAAGCCCAAGAAGGAAAGGAAAGAGCGCGGGAGGGAGAAUGGAAAAGAAGAACUGCCAAAGAAGAUGUCUAAGAAGAGAAAGCUGGCCGACGGGUCCCGGAAGCUGGUGCAGCCGAUCCCCCUGGACUCGUGUGGUCGCCCCGUGUUCCCCAUCGUCCUGGGAGGUCUGACGGUCUACAGUCUCGGAGAGAUCAUCACAGACAGAAUGUUGUUCAACGACGAGUGUGCCAUCUACCCGGUGGGCUUCUGCAGCACACGAGUGUUUGCCAGCAUGAAGAACUCCGACCAGCAGUGCCUCUACACCUGCCAGAUCAAGGACGGUGGAACAGGUCCAAAGUUUGAGAUCGUUCCUGAAGAAGAUCCUCAGAAUGCCAUCGUGGCCUCAUCGGCCCUGACUUGCCACUCCAACCUCCUGAAGGCCAUCGCAUCUGUCAGUUCCAAGUGUGUGGCGCCCAUCGUGCCGUCAGGAGCAGACUUCUUUGGCUUCUCUCAUCCCACCAUCCAGAAUCUCAUCCAGAGUUGUCCUGGAGCUCGCAAAUGCACCAACUACAGGUGGGUUCGUUUUGACGUGUGUCGCCCCAGCGACGGCCAGGUUCCUCACAGCCUGUCGGAGGACGACGCCUCGGUCAACUUCGAGGCCUACCAGAGACACCGAGGCUUCGACGAGAACAUCAAGACAGAGCACAUCACAGGACCGACGCCGCAGUCUCCCGGCUCCUCCCACCAGCACCACCUGACCUCCCCCACCAUCAAACCCUCUACCUCAUAUUUCAGCUCCUGAUUCCGACAGUGCCGCCGAAGUCAAAGUCGUACCUCAUGGUAAUACUUGCGAACUUUUCUUAUUUACAAGGCUUACAUUUUUCUAAUUAAAGGUGACAUAUCAUGCUCAUAUUCAAGUUAAUACUUUUAAUUUGUGUUACCAAUUGAAAAGGUUUACGUGCUCUAAUGUUCAGAAAAGCCAUCAGUGUUCUCACACUGCCCAUUCCUGCAG